Molecule: messenger RNA, 2806 nt
Organism: Polypterus senegalus (gray bichir)
Lineage: Eukaryota; Metazoa; Chordata; Cladistia; Polypteriformes; Polypteridae
Product: zinc finger protein 708-like
Exons: 5
Coding region: 235-2631 (798 amino acids)
Biological process (GO): regulation of transcription by RNA polymerase II
Molecular function (GO): DNA-binding transcription factor activity; RNA polymerase II cis-regulatory region sequence-specific DNA binding
Source: RefSeq, a predicted model, not a curated record
CGCGUGGAGAAGGGAAAUCGGACGAUUUUGAAUAUACGUCAUCAUCAUGCGACGAGGGACACGUGACCUCGCACACUCGGCCGUGGUGUUAUGCAAAGAGUAUAAUGGCACCUCCUUCUCAGUUGAUGUGGCGAGGACGUCUAAUGGCCUCCUUGUGAGAAGGGAGUCUUGGAAAAGAAGAGCAGACGCUUGAGGGAGAGAAGAGUUUUUAUAUACCGGGGGAAAGGGGAUGAAAUGGAUGAAAGAGUGGCCCACAUUAAAGAAGAGGACUAUGAGUGGGGCACACCAGAGGAUUUGCCUGUGAAAGAGGAGGAUUACGAAAGAAGAAUUUCCGGCUGCAAAGUGGAGGAGAAGGAUGCUGCUGACAUUAAAGUCGAGGAUUCUGAAGGUCUCUCCAUUAGUCUCGAACUACGAAAGUGUGAAACUGGGAAUGUUUUCAAGCUAGACGUUUGCGAGGAAUCUCAUUCCGCUUUACAGCCCUGGUUGUCUAAUAAGGGACAACUGUAUAGCCAGCAGAAUUUGGUGGAAGGGAAAGCCGAGCUUCCGGAGUCUGCAGAAGCAAUCAAGGAAGGAAACGGGUCAGAAGCGGAAGAGCAGCAGGUGUCCGGGAGUGCGGGAAUACGUUUCCAGGAGAAUGGCAGCUUCUCCACGCCUUCAUUUGCUCCGAUCCCUCUCCAGUGCAGAGUGCAACAUCAACAGGAAAAUGAGAAGACGAAGAAGUCAACAAGAGGAUCAGAAAAUGUGACCGCAGCCUCUUUACAGUGCAGUUCUCUUACUGCUGCCCCCCAAGCACAGGUAGAAGCCGUCAACACUGAACAACAACAAAUGCAGAAGCCUGUCGGAAUUCAACCUGGACAGAAACCUUACUGUUGCACUGAAUGUGGCAAGCGAUUUUCACACAGCAGUAAUUUUAAUACACAUAAGAGAAGUCACACUGGAGAGAAACCUUACUGUUGCUCUGAAUGUGGAAAACGAUUUUCACACAGCAGUAAUCUUCAUAAUCAUAAAAGAAUCCAUACUGGAGAGAAGCCUUAUGCUUGUUCUGAGUGUGGCAAAUGCUUCUCACAAGUAAGCCACCUACAGGCCCACACGAGAAUCCACACUGGAGAAAAACCGUACAACUGUUCUGAGUGUGGCAAGCGGUUCUCACAAGUAAGCAACCUUCAGGCCCACGCAAGAACCCACAAUGGAGUAAAAUGUCCUGCUCUUCUGAAUGUGGCAAACGAUUCACCAAAAGUAGCGCUGUUAAGCAACACACACCCUCCAAGUGAGAAGGGAACCUUAGAAAGGAAGAGCAGACACUUAGGGGGAGAGAAGAGUUUUACACGGAGCAUGACGACCCCUGAAGAGGAGAGACUGGCACACAUUAAAGAAGAGGAGUGUGAGUGGGGUACACCAGAAGGUGUGUGUGUGAAGCUGGAGGCUGGUGACGUCGCCGUUUUUAAAGAGGAGGAGGCCGAGGCAGGGACACCUGACAUUAAAGAUGAGGAUUUAGAAGACUUGUCACUUGGCCUUAAAUUGCAAAAGUAUGAGAGUGAAAAUAUUUUAAAGCGGGAUGUUUGCGAAGUGGCCCCUUCCAGUUUACAGCAGUGGGUCACUAAUACGAGGCAGCUGGCUACCCAGCAGAAUUUUCUAGAACUGAAAUCCGAGUUUGAAGAGAAAAUCAAUGAAGGAAACCAUAGAGGAGGAGAGGAGCAAAAGUCCUCUGGGAGUGUUGGAAUCAAUGUCCAGGAGAACUUCAGCGUCUCUACAUCUUCAUUUGUUCAGACGUCUCUUCAGCUCACGUUGCCACACAAACAGGACAAGGAGAAGUUGAAGAAAUCGACAAGAGGACUGGAGAAUUUAACCCCAGGAGCUUUCCAGUGCAGUUUUCUUCCCACUGUCAAACUAACGCAGACCGAAGCCAUCAGCGCUCAUCAACUCCAAGUGCUUAAUACAGAUCAAGAGGUUUUAUACUCCAGCCAAGAGUGCAGAAACGACAAAGCUGACCGUAAAGACGAGUCGAUUUGGUCAAUUCAGAAGCCGUAUGCCUGUUCGGAAUGUGGCAAACUCUUUUCGCGCAGAAACAGUCUUCACGAGCAUCAGAGAAUUCACACGGGAGAAAAACCCCACGUCUGCUCAGAAUGCGGCAAAAGAUUUUCUCACAAAAAGAGUUUUCAAAACCAUGCAAAACUUCACACUGGAGACAAGCCUUACUGCUGCUCGGAGUGUGGUAAAGGAUUCUCGUUUUUAGGUAAUUUUCAUAACCACUUAAGAAUUCACAGUGGGGAGAAGCCUUACUGUUGUAGGGAAUGUGGCAAACGAUUCUCACAGAUAAGCACGUUUCAAACCCACACAAGAAUUCACACCGGGGAAAAGCCCUAUAGCUGUUUGGAAUGUGGGAAACAGUUCUCGCGCAGUAGCCAUCUUCAGAGGCACCGACGGAUUCACACCGGAGAGAAGCCAUAUGGCUGUGCCGAGUGUGGCAAACAGUUCUCCGCCAGUCACACUCUUCAGAACCACGCAAGGUUUCACACUGGCGAGAAGCCGUAUUGCUGUCCUGAAUGUGGUAAGCGAUUUUCACAAAGAAGGAGCCUUAACUACCACUCAAAAAUUCACACUGGCGGGGGAAAAGAAUCAGAGCUGAGUUAACCGUGAGGAGGAAGAAACAAAAAAAAAAGCAAGUGAAGCUGUGCUGGGGUGCUGAGGUCCGCGUCAAGGGUUCAUUGUCUGCCUACCAAUAUGUGCAAAGGAUACAGACCUAUAAAUACUUGGGAGUGGAGCUGGAUGAUAAAUUGGACUGGACUGCCAAUACUGAUGGUCUGUG